Molecule: messenger RNA, 216 nt
Organism: Anisakis simplex (herring worm)
Lineage: Eukaryota; Metazoa; Nematoda; Chromadorea; Rhabditida; Anisakidae
Source: the annotation of a GenBank genome assembly
AUGUGGACAAAGACGAAUAAAUCUGUCGAGCCGUCUCUGUUCGUUGAUCCCUCUACGGGGGCAGGCCAUCUGGAGGUUGGCGGUUAUUUCAAGUAUCAUCAUUUGGCCACUCGACUUUCAGAAGUACCAUCAGCUGCGUCCACCUCAUCCUCGACCGGUAGUUGUGUGUCGUGGAAAGCGAACAGUGCUCGACGAAAACGCUUUGGUGAGUGUUAA